Messenger RNA from Motacilla alba alba, 3801 nucleotides. RefSeq names its product cell division cycle associated 2 (gene CDCA2). The record is from RefSeq and is a predicted model, not a curated record. Gene Ontology annotation, biological process: regulation of mitotic nuclear division; regulation of chromosome segregation. Bases 315 to 3362 code for a protein of 1015 amino acids. The transcript is spliced from 15 exons. Lineage: Eukaryota; Metazoa; Chordata; Aves; Passeriformes; Motacillidae. Gene Ontology annotation, cellular component: nucleus; chromosome.
GCUCGGCAGGGACGGCGGCGCCCGGGGGGACGCGGGGGACCCGGGGGAUCCCAGGGGACCCCGGUGUGCGCUCCGGGCUCGCGGGGUGCGCGUGCCCAGGGGGCCGUACGGAUCGGGGAGCCCCGCAUUGGGAGGUUUUCCCCCCUCGGCUGGUGGCUGUGGCUGAAGCCAUCGGCCUCCGCUGGGCCUGAGAGCAGAAAAAGAAAGAGUAAGAGGGAAAAAGGUUGCCGAAGCGUUAUAAAGCAGAUUAAUUUGGGAAUCUGUAAUUACAGCAGCAAAGGCUGAGUGGAUGUUCCCUCAGAUAAGUCCAAACAAUGUUCGGAGGAUCUAAAACUCCCCUGAAAGUUAAAGGAAAUGAACAGAAGGAAGAGGCCUCUCUCCCUCUGUCAAGAGCCCAGAAGAGCUGCAAAGUGACCAAACCCCGAGUCAUCAGAGCAGCCAAGAAGGAGAAUUUCACUGACGGGAACCAGACACGGUCACCAAAACGUGCCCUGAAGUGCCCCAGAGGCCCCGAGGAGAAUGUGUGUCCCCCCCAGGGGGCUGCUGGGGGCUGGCAGCUCCCUGGGGGCUGCUCUGGGGCACUCAGGAGGGAUGUGCUCACUGAGCCCCCCCUGCCUUUGCACGUGAAGGAACAUUUGUCCAGCAGCCGAGCUGCUCCCUUGGGAAAUGACUUCCGCACUCCUGAGAGGGACAAAGCGGAAGGAAAACCUGAUUUUGGACUGUCUGAACAGAGGCAAAAGCCCGUUGACUUUGCUGCUGUGAUAAGUGCUGAGUGUGGGACUGCUCAGGAGAGCUUUGGAACACGACCCACAGGGACUUCCCCAACUCCUCUGAAGUUUAGGAGAAGAUCAACCAUCGGGCUGAGGGGGUCGCCAGAAAACAACACCCUGAUCCGCUACCUGGCCCAGCAGAGGAGCAGCAGGCAGAAAGAAGCUUUCACCCAGAUCAGCCCUUUUAAACCUGCGAAUGUGAGGUCGCUGAAGGACAAGAUCAACACUUUCCAAGCCUCCUUUGAAUCUCUGCAAGAGGCUGAGGGGGAGCCCGGGCUCUCACACCUGGGGGAGCCUUCCCAGCAAGGAGGUGCCUGUAAGCUGAUUGAAUAUCCUGCUCAGAACAAAGCACCUUUUAACAAAGAGCCAAACCUGGAGCAGCAGAGUGGAAAGUUCAUGUCGGGCAACAGAGGAGCUGCUCUGAAAGAAAAUUUAAGAGAAAAUGGGACCAGGAGCAGCAGGAGUGAGCUCAGGAUCUGCAGCAUCUUGUCCCCACGAGGAGCUGUGACUGUCACUGACCCUGCUGCUGCACAGGAAUGGGUUUAUGAGCAGCAAAAUCCUAAUAAACCCUUGGACACUGCUGUAGCUGGAGACACCCUGGAAGCAGGCCACGUGUCCCAGCUGUGUGCUUGCUCUGCAGGGGACAGCCGGGAGCACGGUGGCUCUGGAGAUGCUGUCGCAGAGCUCAGCACGAGGGAGGCUGGGGCUGUCCCUGGGAGCCCUGCCAGCAGCGACCUGUCCCAGAGCAGCUCCCUGCUGAGAUCCAUCCUGAAGAAAACCCCGGCCAGGGAGCUCGUGGCCAGCCCCAGGGCUGAGUCAGUGCUCGCACCGAGGAUGAGCUUGCAGGAAUACUUAGACAGUGCCGUUGAUGGAGGAGGAGAUGAACCUGCUGCGGUCUCCAAUUGUGUAAAAGCCUCUGAAGCAUUGCAAACAGAGAGAACUGACAGUCAGAGCUCCAAAACACCAAAGAAGAAAAAAGUGACUUUUGGGGAAGUUCUGAGCCCCGAAAUCUUUGACCAGAGCCUGCCUGCCAAUACCCCCUUGCGCAGAGGAGCCUCCCCAGGGUGUCCCCAAGGGCAGAGCCCCUGGGCAAGGCCGGGCCUCUCCGAGGAGCCUUUGCCCCUCCUGGAUUUUGGUUGGGAUGAUGAAGGUGUUGAGCCUCUCCCGGAAUUCCCGGAAGGUUCUGUUGCUGCAGAAUCCCCUUCAGCUGUUGACAGUGCAGAAGUAUCAGAGACUGACAAACCUGAUGUGAUAACAGCUCAUUCUGCUAAGAGGAAGCAGUGCAGGGCCAUGACACAGGAGCCUGACUGGAGCAGCUCUGGAGCCAUGAACACUGAUAACGACAAAGACACUAAAGAUCCAAGAAGGAGCAAGAUUCAGAGACAGAGGAACCCAACCACAGCUGCUCCCAAGAAGAGCCAGAAAAAAACCCGCCCAAGCUAUGGGAAAAGAAGAAAGAAAAAAGUCAAGAAAUCUUUGUAUGGGGAAAGAGAAAUGGCUUCAAAGAAACCCCUUCUCAGCCCUAUCCCUGAAAUCCCAGAGGUUUUCUCUUCUGUGGCAUCUCCAAGCUCACCAAAGGCAGAUGCACUUUCUACAGAGGGUGCAAGUGUGGGUGAUGCCAAACGCAGGGAUGCCUGCAGGGACGCUCCCCAGGAGCCACAGGCUGGAAGGAUGCGUGGGAAGGGGCUCUGUGACGCUGCUCUGUGCCCAAGCCCUGGGCUCCUGGAGGAGGCAGCAGCCCCCAGCUCUGGGCCUGGAGACGCCGAGGUGCCGGGGAGCCUGAAGCCCGCUCCUGGCGCUGCUCCUGAGAAAGGUGAAGAGACUUCAUGUGAAAAAGAAGCAAAAGAAAGCAGUUCCUUGACAGAAAAGGAAGAAUCACAAGCAAGUCUAACUGGGCUGGAAAUUCUGGAACGACAGGACGUGCAGGAGGGUGCCCAGAGAGCCAAGUGUCCUCAAAAGGAUUCUGUCAGACCUGAUCUGGCAAGGAGGAGAAGAAGAAGAAGCAGCAGUGCCUUCUACUUCCCUCCUGUUGAAAACUUGGGAAUAACUGGGGCUGAUCUUCCAGUUUGCUCUUACAACGUGGAGGAAGUUUUAUCAGUCCCCCGGGCAAAGGAGGGGUCCCUGCAGGCCUGCAGGAGGAGGAGCAGUGCCAGUGCUGAGGUCAGGGUGAGGCGCAGCAUGAGGCUGAGCAAGGAUGCAGCCACUAAGGGCCUUGCAUGGAUUCAGCUUCCCACUGAGAUUCCCCAGCAGCCUCCCCUCCCAGCUGCUCCCAGAGCCAGGAGAAGCAUCAGCACACCCAUCCUGGCAGGAUCCGAGAAUAUUCACCCCAGGGAACAGAACCUCCUCCCCUUGCCAGCCCCAGGGAAGGAGAAUGAGGACUCUGCUCCCCUUGCUGGUCCUGGCAGGAGGUGGAGGAGGAGAAGCGUCUGUGAAGCCACAGCUCAAGAAACGCCCUGGGCUCCUACCCAGAGAAGGAGAAGUACAAAUUCUGUGUGUGGGAAGGACAGGAGUGAACAAAAACACUUGGAAGCAGCAGAAAUUCUUGAGCUAAGAUUGAAAGAUGUUUCAGGCAUCUCUGAUUGUCUCAAGUGAAAAUGCUUCCUAGAGCUUUGUGUUGUCUCUCAAGUGCAGUUUUCUUCUCUUUCCCACUUGUAGUUCCUCACUUAUUUUCUUAUUAAUUUUCUGGAUAACUUAGAACUCAUUUUCCUUGUCUUGAUGCCUAAAAUGCUUGAAGAUCUGAACUGUGUGGCAGACUGGCUCAGAGCAUUGGUCUGGUACAGUAAUGGCAGGUAAUGAAGAGAAUUAAAAAGUUCUUCUUUCUGAUAAAUGUGGGUUUGUCUUUAGCACUUAAACCACAGAGUCAAAUGUGUCCUUCCAGCUGCAGUUGCUCCAAGGGUUUGUUUCCCGUGUGCGUGACCAUUCCCUGUAAACUGCUGUUGAAAUCUGCAUAUAUUUUCUUCUAAAUUGCAAAAAUACACUGAAAAGAGAUUGUCUGCAAUGAAUAAAGGAAUCACUUCCUCUUUCCUUUCAA